UGAAUGUAUAUAUUCGUUAUCUGGGAAACACCACAUGUUCCAAUGAUGGUAAUGUUCAAUAAGACGGAGUCAGGCCCGUCAGUUGUAUGCUAGAUAUCGAAUGAGAUUUAUAUUGAUACUUAAAUAAAAUUCUAAAAAUCCAACGUAGUAAUUAUUCUGGAAGAUAUUACAUUGGCGACGAGGAUAAAAGUCGAUUAGUGAGUUCAAGAUGUCUGAUAAGCUUGGUGCAUUACGUGAAUAUGAUAUUCAUAGUGAUUGGACAAUUUAUAAUCGCCGUUUGGAGAGUUAUUUCAAAGCGAAUGGUAUUGAAGAUAAUGAAAAGAAACGGGCGAUUCUCCUGAAUUCGCUGAAUGAAGAGGCCUACAAACUGAUGUAUAAUUUAUGCAUGCCAGUCGUUCCAGAAAAUAAGCAAUAUAAUGAGUUAACGUCCAUAUUUGAUGAGCAUUUUAAGAGCUCUUUGUCACCGUUUGCAGCUCGCUAUAAAUUUUAUAAUUCAGUAAUGGAUGCCCACGAGACAGUAGCUAACUGGGCUGCUAGAGUAAGAAGUUUGGCCGGACAAUGUGAAUUUGGCAGCACUGUUUAUGACUGGGUUCUACGAGAUCGUUUUAUAAUUGGUUUCGAAAAAGGACCCAUUCAAGAUAGAUUAUUCGAAGAGAAAAUUACAUGCAGUUUCAGUGACGUCAUCACCAUUGCAUCCAGCAAAAUGGCGGCCCAGAAAAAUUCAUAUAUGGAGGAAGUUAAGAUUGAACCAGGCUUACACCAUAUUUCUCAGAACCCAAGAACGCCAUCAACAGCGCAGAAUCGCAGUGUGAUGAGUGAUAGUGGUGCAUCAGGAAGUGGCGUCCAGAAUCGGCGGAAAAAGUGUACAGUUUGCGGUCGACGCAACCAUUUCACCAGUGAUUGUAGGUUUAAGGAUUAUACAUGUAAUGUAUGUAAUGAAGUAGGUCAUUUAGCGAGAUUAUGUCCCAAUAGGGAACAUCAAAGAAAUGGUCCAAAAAGAUUUCAGAAUUUUAUAGAAGUCAAAGAUGAUUUUUUUAAUUUGACAGAUACAAAAUCAAUCAACCAAUUCAAUGAACCUUUUUUCGUUCAUGUUUAUAUUGAUGAAUUCAAACAUAGGUUUCAACUGGAUUCGGGAGCAAGUGUGUCUGCAGUUUCAUAUUCUUUUUGGUUAGAUAACUUGCGUAAAUAUUCAUUGAGCAAAGCUGAACGUAGCUUGUAAGUUUCCUCUUCCACUUGUUGACGAUAUUCUGGCCGAACUAGGAGGAUCAGUAAUUUUUUCUAAAAUAGAUUUAUCACAUGCAUACAAUCAGGUUGAAUUAGAGGAGGAAUCGCAAGAGUUAGUUACAAUAAGUACUCAUAAAGGUCUCUUUCGUUAUUUGCGAUUACCUUUCGGAGUAGCUCCGGCGUGUGCUAAGUUUCAGAAAUUGAUGACAGUGCUUUUUAGCGGUAUACCAGGUGUAAAAGUUUUUGUUGACGAUUUACUGAUAAGCGGAAAGAAUCAAGCUGAACAUGAUGAGCGUUUAUUUCGAGUCCUAAAUAUUAUGGAAAAUUCCGGAUUGAAAGUGUCUAUAGAGAAAUGUUCAUUUAAUGAAAGGGUAGUUCAAUAUCUGGGGUACACAAUUAGUGAGGAUGGUAUUCAUGCGAAUGAUGAAAAGAUUCAGGCUAUAAAAGAAGCACCAAUUCCUAAAUCAGUAACAGAAUUGAAAUCGAUUUUAGGCAUAAUAAACUAUUACGGAAAAUUUGUUCCAAAUUUGGCAACUAUUUUGAGUCCGUUACAUGAUCUUCUAAAAAAAAAUUCUAAAUUCAUGUGGAAUAGAAAAUGCGAUGAAGCAUUCUGUAUAGUUAAAAAAAUAUUAAUGUCAAAUAAAGUUCUAUCACAUUUUGAUGUAAAGUUGCCAAUUAAACUAACAACUGAUGCUAGCCCAGUUGGUUUAGGAGCUAUGAUUUCACAGGUUGAUAAUACGGGUGAAGAACGGGUCAUUUCUUAUGCAUCACGCACUUUAUCAUCUGCUGAAAGAAACUACAGCCAGAUUGAACGGGAAGGAUUAGCGAUUAUUUUUGGUAUAAGUAAAUUUAACCAAUAUUUGUUUGGAAGGAAGUUCACUUUAGUGACAGACAAUAAACCAUUAAUGUCCAUUUUCAAUCCGGCAAAGGGAAUCCCUCAAUUUUCCGCAAAUAGACUGAGGAGGUGGGCUGUUUUCCUAUCGAACUAUCAGUAUGAUGUUGAGUUCAUUAAAUCCGAGAGAAAUGUUGCUGAUUUUCUAUCCCGGUUACCAAUUAAUUAUUCAGAGCCUAUUGAUAAUGUUGAUGUGAAUUAUUUAAAUUAUUUUCAGAAUAGUGAUGUGAACAUGAAUUUUGAGUUAAUUAAACUGAAAACACGAUUUGAUCCACAAUUGUCUAAAAUCGCAAACUUUGUUAAAAAUGGUUGGCCUAAAUUCGCAAAGAAAAAUGAUGAGUACAAAAGAUUUUUUAUGAUCAGAAACCAAUUGACUCUAGAAGACGGUGUUUUGCUAUGGAAUAACCGAAUCAUUAUUCCUCUUUCCUUGCGGAAAUCUAUGUUGGUUCAAUUGCAUUCUACUCAUUUAGGUGUAGUAAAAAUGAAGAAUAUGGCUAGAUCUCAUUUUUUUUGGCCUGGUAUCAAUGAUGACAUAGAAAAAUUGUCGGCUAGUUGUGAUAGUUGUGCAAUGAAUAAAACGAAUCCUCCAGAAAAUAUACUUAGACCUUGGCCAUGGCCAGAGGAGGUUUUUUCGAGGGUACAUAUUGAUUAU
Molecule: messenger RNA, 2768 nt
Organism: Coccinella septempunctata (seven-spotted ladybird)
Lineage: Eukaryota; Metazoa; Arthropoda; Insecta; Coleoptera; Coccinellidae
Exons: 2
Coding region: 209-1219 (336 amino acids)
Molecular function (GO): nucleic acid binding; zinc ion binding
Source: RefSeq, a predicted model, not a curated record